AUUUUAGUGCCCCCACCCGUGCGUGACGUUUAGACGAGUCCCCCGAAUUUUGUGUUGUUUUUCUAUUUAUUUUUUAAAUAUUUUGAUUUAGAAAUUUUGUAAGCAAUAUGUCAACGUGCGAGACCGAACUAGAGGACAUUACUGACGUUGAUAUAACUUUGUUGACGCUAAGAAAGCCCACGGAACUGAAGAAAGUGAUUGAUUCCAUUCCGAAACCAGAGAGAGCCGUCCCGAAAAAUGGUUUGCCGCUUUGGUACAGGCUCGGGCUGGAGUGCAAGCUGCCUGUGCCGAAAAUGCCGGUCGGGAAAAUACUGUUCGCUCGAGGGAGAAUAGGGGAAGAUGUCCGAAGAGUAGGCCUUGGCACAGGCCCUCAGCCGACAUUCGACCUAACGGAUCCCUACUGCAACAACGUAUCAUACGACUACGUGCCGAUGCACGACCCACACCUGGCUCACCACUUCGCGCAAAAACCAGCCAGAAAAAGAAUGAAAGAGCUUGGCUUUUGCACUAAAGACGGAAGAGCUGUCUGCACCUUGAAGGAGUUCAAUCAGUACAGAAAGUAUCUUUACAACCAAUUCAUGGACAGGAUCCAUCAGGAGAUGAAAAUGCUGGAUGAACGAGCUCGUGACGACUUAACCCUUAAACGCGUAGAAAUAGAUGUGGCGCGGCGACUGCAAAUCUUCACCAAGGCCGAGCGAGCUAGGGAACACCUGGAGAAGGCCGCCCGGGAACACGCCGACGAAUGGGCCGAGAAAAGACGACAGGCAAAGGAACAGGAGAAGAAGAUACAACAGCACCUGCGCUAUCUAGCCGAGUUUAACGAGAAGCAGCGCAAGGAACGUGCAGCUCGAGCCUUGGAGAAGCAGAACAGGAUAAAACAGCGAGUGCAGGCAGCCGCUGAGAUGGAACUCCGAAGGAAGAUAACCAUGGUGCGCCAGUGGAGGACUAAUGAAAAGAAACGGCUCAACCGCUUAAAGCAGGAACGAGAGUCGAAGCAGAAGUGGCUGGAAGACGAGGCUAAUAGAAAGUGGACGGCACGGGUAGCAGCUCAAAAUCAAAAGAUACACGAGGAAGCUAUUCUACUUAAACUUUACACUGAAGACAUGUCUGCCGGUGCCAGAAGACGAGCUAAGAAAGCUGAGAUCUACGCGUACAACACAGACCUGGAGUUGCAACGCAUCCGCUUGGCCAACCUUAAGCUCAUGCAUGGCGGGCACGCGAAGGCAACCAAGCUGGUCAGAAAGAUGGGGCUUGAGUUCGAAAAGUCCAAACGCGGCGCCAAAGGCAUGAGUAUUGAGUUGGCUCAACGGCUCGCGACUGAGGCGAUGUCGUCCGCUGUUUCCACCCAAGGGGACGCUCUCAUGACGCUCGGACAAGCUCGGGCGAGGAUGGAUAUGGAGACAAUCCUGCCCACGGCUCCCAUUAAACUGCUCGAUGAAAUAUUGGAAUCGGCUGUGAUCGAAUUCGCACGUCGUCGCGUCAACUCGUUAUUGCAUCAUCUGGAGCGUGCGGUGCGCGCGCAGGCCGCUCACGUGUUCUUCCGAAACUUCAGACCCACGAAGUCGCAGAAGCGCGGGAAAGCUUCCCGUUGGUCGACCCAGCUGACGUUAGCGUUGGAAGAAGCGCUCGGCGGCAAGAAGGGGUCGGUGAUCCUCUUCGGUGACGUCACCAACAUAGCCGCCGAGGACUACGCUGAAACCGAGCUGAAGAGCAUCAAGGAUCGGCCUCCUACUCCUGUGCCAUCGAAAACAGUGUUAGCUGAGGUGACCUUCUCGGACCGAGUGGACGAUCUCCCCGACCCCGUGGCCAUCGGUGGCUACCUUCCGGAGAGAAGGAAACUCCUUGAGAUGGUGAAUGCAGCGGCGCGCCUCCUGUCCCGGUCCGUGAGCGCCCGCGUGGAGAAUGGCAUGGACGUGACUGUGGGCAAGGUCACGUUGCCUCACAUGAAGCAUCCCAUGGAGUGGGGUGAAGCGGUAGAAGGACUCGCCUCGGCGGUGGUAGACAACCGCGUUCGCAGCGACUGCGGCGACGUGCGACGCACUAGCGAGUUCCUAGCGCACAGAAUCUUGCGCUCCUUGCGCGCUGAGAUGAACCAGGAGAAAGUGCGAUUGAAGCAGAUUUUAGACAGUACCGAAGAAUGUGAAUUAAAAGAUUUUUACGUGCCAGGAGAAGUUAAGGAGACAGAUCCCAAUGAAAACUCACCCUGAACAAUAAAAAACAACCACUAGAAUUGUGUGUAGACGUUAUUUCGACUGUCUUUAGACAUGAUUAGCCCUUAUUCUAUUUCUUUACAUUUUUGUCCUAGUCAUAACCUAGUUAAUUUACCAUAUAAACUAUUUUAUCAGGCCUUUUGAUUCUAUUUUUACUCUCGUUUUUAAUUUUAUUCAGGAAACUGAUGAGGUGAAUGUUAGAAUUGUAGUCCGAAUAUGAUUUUGGAUAAAAAUUUUCAAUUUAUAUUUGUACUCCAGUGGAACUGUAUUAAUAAAGAAAUAUAUAUCUCGUAACA
This is a messenger RNA of Chilo suppressalis (striped riceborer), 2506 nucleotides long. The record is from the annotation of a GenBank genome assembly. Lineage: Eukaryota; Metazoa; Arthropoda; Insecta; Lepidoptera; Crambidae.